UUUGCCUGAAGCAAGCCCCUACGCUUUGUUACGUUUCUCGCCACAGCUCCCCGCCAAUCUCGCCAUCCGUUUCUCCGCUCUUCAUCUCUCUCUCUCGCUCUCUCUCCAUUUCCCCCGCUCCAUACAAAACACAAGAAGAAAUAUAUCUCAAUGUCUUGACUACAUUCCCCAAGACCAUCGCCACUGAACCAUGUCCCUCCUCUUCCUCCUCUCCCUCUCCCUCCCCCUCCUCCUCUCCUCCUCCUCCUCCUCUCCCUCCAUCACCCCCGGCGCCGGCGCCGGCGCCUACCCCUUCGACACUGCUUACCACAUAGACUGCGGCGGUUCUACCACCACCAUCGACCAGUUCAACACGACCUGGCUCUACGACCGCAACUUCACCGGCGGCGUCACCGGCUUGGUCUCCGAGCCCCUCCGCUUCCACAGCCUCCACGAGAAGACCCUCCGCGUUUUUCCUAUUUCCUUUGGCAAGAAGAACUGCUACAUCGUCAAUCUCCCCAACGGUCGCUACUUGUUCCGCACUUUCACUGUCUACGACAACUAUGACGCCAAGCGCCACUCCCCCAGCUUCGAGGUCUCCGUCGAGGGUACCGUCGUCUUCAGCUGGCGCUCCCCGUGGAAUGAGGAAGUCAGCCGCGACGGCGCCUACUCCGAUCUCUUUGCCUUCGUCAAAGACGGCGAAGCGGACGUGUGCUUUUACAGCAUUGCCACCGAUCCCCCGAUAAUCGGGUCUCUCGAGAUUGUGCAGGUCGAUCCGUUGUCGUACGAUUCGGCUUCGGUCGGUGAUAAUUAUCUUUUGGUCGAUUAUGGCCGAUUGUCGUGUGGGUCUAAUCAAUGGGGUCCAGGGUUUACCAAGGACACCGAUUUGUUCGGCCGAUCUUGGCAAUCCGAUUCCGCUUUCCGUUCAACGAAUUCUAAAGGGGUCAAGGCGGUGUCGACUGUGAAAAAGAUAAGCGGUACGAAUCAAGCACCGAAUUAUUUUCCGAUGAAAUUGUACCAGACUGCGGUUACCGGAGAAUUGGAGUACGAAUUGCAGGUGGAUGCGAAGUUGGAUUACUUGGUGUGGCUUCAUUUUGCUGAGAUUGAUGAGAGCGUGAAUCGGGCUGGGCAGCGAGUGUUUGAUGUGAUGAUCAAUGAGAAGAAUGUGAGUAGGGUUGAUAUAGUCAAGCAGGUUGGUAGUUUUGCUGCAUUUAGUUGGCAUUACACGGUGAAGAAUUUGAGUAGCACCAUGUUGAGUGUGAAACUUGUGCGAGUUGUCGGUGUCCCAUUGGUUAGUGGGCUUGAGAACUACGCGCUGGUUCCUGCUGAUCCUUCAACGGUUCCUGAGCAAGUGGUAGCUAUGAGAGCAUUAAAAGAGUCACUUCGCAUCCCUGAUAGAAUGGGUUGGAAUGGUGAUCCUUGUGCUCCUACUAUUUGGGAUGCUUGGGAGGGGGUUACUUGUCAUAUUAACAAUGAAUCUGCUCUUGUUGUCUCACAAAUAGAUCUUGGGAGUCAAGGAUUGAAAGGGUAUAUAAGUGAUCAGAUAUCUCUUUUGUCAAACUUGGUAAACCUGAACUUAAGUUCUAAUUCAUUGGGAGGUACUCUACCCUCAGGGCUAGGUCAAAAGUCUCUAAAACAACUGGAUUUGUCAAACAAUCAGUUAUAUGGACCAAUACCGGAUAGUCUAACUGCUUCAAAACUGCAGCUUGUGCUAUUGAAUGAUAACUUAUUGGUUGGUCGAGUACCAGAGGAAAUUUAUUCAGUUGGUGUCCAUGGUGGAGUUAUUGAUCUUUCUGGUAACAAAGGUUUGUGUGGCGUACCUUCUUUGCCGCCAUGUCCUCUGUUAUGGGAAAAUGGUCAUCUAUCCUCUGGCGGGAAAAUAGCAAUAAGCAUAUCAUGUUUCUUCAUUCUUUGUAUGCUAUUGUUGGUGAUGUACAUAUGCUGCAUAAGGAGGGGAAACAAUGAUUACGACUUCGGUUUACCACAGGAUUUAAUGGCACUGGCGGCAAAAAGGAACAGGUUUCAGAGGCAGAAAUCAUUGAUGCUUCUUGAAAUGGAGAGUCAGCAUGCUAAAGGGAUACCAGUAAAUCUGCAUCACCGCUAGUUUGUACUGUUUCUCAUAGAAAGGAAAACAUUAAUGUGUUCUCUUGUUGUCCCGUCAAAGCAAAGGGUGUAGUUGAGGAACGUUGAAUGAUGAUAUGCAAAUGCUCCAAUACAGUAUCCAUAUAUGUUGUGAGCUGGAACACAGCUUCAGAUAGAUGUGACUUCAUGGGCUAUUGGCUUUUUGCUCAGAAGAAAGAGAGGGCGCACGACGUGGGUCCUUGGAAACCCUUUUCUUUUCUUUUCGUAGUUUUGGUUUUGUGAAGUAUGCAGUGCAUCUCAUUUUAUUCUUGAAUGACAAAGCAAAGAGCAUUUGCCAACCCAAUGUAUAAUACCCAAUUUUCGUCAGUUGAUGAAUAUAUGAAUGAUGUUAUUCUGAUCUCAAAGCAUAUAAAAUGACAGACACCACACACUUGUAUCAA
Molecule: messenger RNA, 2501 nt
Organism: Malania oleifera
Lineage: Eukaryota; Viridiplantae; Streptophyta; Magnoliopsida; Santalales; Ximeniaceae
Product: receptor-like protein 4
Exons: 9
Coding region: 191-2083 (630 amino acids)
Molecular function (GO): protein binding
Source: RefSeq, a predicted model, not a curated record